GUUUUCUCCGUUCUUCGUGAGCUCAACGAGUCGUUGCUCCGGUUGGUUUGGUUGGUUUGGCUGCUGUGCCCUCCGGGCUGAACCAUGCAUCCUUCUAAGAAACUUAUAAAUUCUGUGGAGCAUUGUGUGGAUGAUGCAUUGGACGGCCUCGUGGCCUGCAAUGUAGGAAUGCAACUGGUAGAGGGACAUCGUAUAGUAGUCAGGUCUGAUUUGAAGAACAUCAAAGGCAAAGUGGCUGUGUUGUCUGGAGGAGGUUCUGGACAUGAGCCAGCCCAUGCAGGAUAUGUUGGAGCAGGGAUGUUGUCUGGCUGCAUUGCUGGAGCAGUCUUCACUUCUCCACCAACUGGAAGUAUUUCAGCAGCGAUCCGAGUUGUGACCAGAGCAGGAGCAGCUGGUGUGCUACUGAUUUUCAAUAACUACACCGGAGAUCGACUUAACUUUGGCUUAGCCCUAGAAGAAACAAAAAUAGAAAGAAUUUCUGUGGAGAUGAUUAUUGUAGGAGAUGACUGCGCCUUUGUCACACAAAAAAAAGCUGGGAGGAGGGGUUUGUGUGGUUCAGUACUCAUACUCAAAAUAGCGGGAGCCAUGUCUGAAAUGGGAAAGUCAUUGGAUGAAAUUGUGGAGAAACUUAAGUCUACUUUAAGUAAAGUCGGUACAAUGGGAAUCUGUCUGUCACCUUGCAGUGUCCCUGGAUCUGGGCCAACUUUCAAUCUGGAAAUGGAUGAACUGGAAGUUGGACUAGGUAUCCACGGAGAAGCUGGAAUCGAGCGGAUAAAGAUAAUGCCAGCUGAUGAGGUUGUACAAAAAAUGAUGGAUCAUAUGACAAAUCCCACAAAUGAGUCUCAUCUGCCAAUUCAAGCUGGCGAUCAUAUUGUGUUGAUAGUGAACAACCUUGGAGGGUUGUCCUGCCUGGAAUUGAACAUUGUGGCUGGUUCUGCAAUUAAAUAUCUGGAGAGUAAGAAGGUCAUUAUUGAAAGGGCCUAUGUCGGGUCUUAUACAACGUCACUGGAAAUGGGAGGAAUCUCUCUGUCCAUGAUGCAUGUGGAUCCUGAAUUGUUGAAACUUCUGGACAUGCGUACUUCAGCCCCUGGAUGGGCCAAUGUAUCAAAACAUAAUCUGGUACGGAAAUGCAGGACUCUGAGUGUCCCACACUUGGAACCCGAGAAUAGAGAUACACCUGCUGGGUCAGAUUCAGCUGAUACUUACCAUGGGAACAUAGGUCCUUUCGUGGAAAAGGUACAUUCAGUUCUGGAUGUGGUUUGCACCACUCUGAUUCAAAUGGAAGAAGAACUUAAUGAACUGGACCGGGAAGCAGGAGAUGGUGAUUGUGGAAGUACACAUGCAAUGGCAGCUCAUGCCAUCAAGAACUUGUUGAAAUCAGAUGCAGUUCCUGGCCAUGGUCAUCAGCUCCUAUUGUGCCUGGGGAGAGUGAUUCGAGAUCAUGUGGGUGGGACUUCGGGCGCGUUGUACAGUAUUGCUCUGAUGGCAGCAGCACCAAAUGUGAAAAAUAACAACAAUCCUUCUGCCUGGGCACUGGCAUUGGAUUCUGGGAUUGGAGCAUUGAAAAGGUAUGGAGGUGCAGAGCCAGGAGACAGAACCAUGCUUGACCCACUCUGUGCUGCUGCAGAUGAGCUACGCAAGGUAUCAGAUGAAGAUGGUAAUCAACUGAAGGUGCUAGCUGAGGCUGUGCAGAAAGCUGAAGCAGGCGCAGAAGCCACCAAGGAUAUGUCAGCAAAGGCAGGACGGGCAAGUUAUAUCUCUUCAGCCCAGCUCACCCGACCUGAUCCUGGUGCUGUUGCCUGUGCUGCCAUUUUGAAGGCUAUCUUGACAGCUCUUGAAGGACCUAUUUCAGAAGACCGGGUCUGAGGAUCUUUUUGGUGCAGUGUUUUGUCUUUGGAGAUCUAUGUUUUCUACUAGAGUUCUAGUUCCAGUGUUUACCUAUUGUUGGCAAAAAAGUUUGAAGUAAACCCUGUGCAACCUUCAGAUACUCAUUUUCAAUAAACCCCUCAGUUGCAAUCUCUCCCCACGAUGCUGCAGAGCUACUUGCACUCACUCACCCAUUGGCCAUCACUGAUUCUCACUGCAUCUCAAUGAUCAGUACUCUGUGCAUCUUGUGCUGUGUACAUGACAUAUAUAUUGUUUAUCCUGCAUCCAUCAAUACCCAAUUUAGACACUUCACCUGCUAUUGGUCAAAGUGAAUUUUAUACCUAUUUUACAGGCAUGGAUCCCUAAUUUACACCUUAAACCCAUAUGUAUACCCACAUUUAGCUUAUGUCAUCACAUCCCAUUCACCCACUUUGAAAGUUGAUAGCCCAUCCUAAAGAAAUGUAUUUUCAAGUUGGUUGUGCCUUUCACUGAGCAUUUCGACACUUGAUAUAUAUGUUUGAUUCUGGGUUAAUCAGAUUAACUCCAGAUGGUCUUUAUUCACUGGACACUUCCUUUACAGAUAAACAGCUAAAGACACAAAAGCCAAGUGAUUAUUAUAUAAAAGUUGCAGUCAGAAGCCAAAGCGAAGAGAAUAUUAGGUUAUGGGAACAUUUUGAAAUGUACAUCAGAACAAAGGACUGCAGA
Pristis pectinata (smalltooth sawfish) is the source of this 2571-nucleotide messenger RNA. RefSeq names its product triokinase/FMN cyclase-like. The transcript is spliced from 18 exons. The record is from RefSeq and is a predicted model, not a curated record. Gene Ontology annotation, cellular component: cytosol. Lineage: Eukaryota; Metazoa; Chordata; Chondrichthyes; Rhinopristiformes; Pristidae. Gene Ontology annotation, biological process: glycerol catabolic process. Bases 85 to 1866 code for a protein of 593 amino acids. Gene Ontology annotation, molecular function: glycerone kinase activity; ATP binding.